Messenger RNA from Colletotrichum lupini, 432 nucleotides. RefSeq lists its product as uncharacterized. NCBI's taxonomy places the organism in Eukaryota, Fungi, Ascomycota, Sordariomycetes, Glomerellales, Glomerellaceae. The transcript is spliced from 2 exons. Bases 1 to 432 code for a protein of 143 amino acids. The record is from RefSeq and is a predicted model, not a curated record.
AUGAAGAGGGGGCCGGGCUCGGGCGACAAAGCAGCCUGUCGUUCCAUAGAAAAUGAUCUCAUGGAAUGCUGGCGAUCCAAUAGUAGGCUCAGGUCUCGUUGUGAUUCGCGAAAACAGGACUUUUCGACCUUCACACUCCCGAGGGCCUCACACAUUAGGGGCCUGUAUAUUUUGUUUCGGGCGCGGUUCGUUACCACUCGAUCCACGCAUGGCCCGCUGACAGGUCACCCACGAUACGAGUCUAUCAAUACGGAACCAAAUCGCGUUGCUAACAAGCAGAGGACCGCAGUUGUAGCUUGUAGCCAGAUGGCCCCCAAAGACAGACCUAGAUGUGCGGCUCGGAAGGCUCCGGGGUUGAACGUCGAAAUCCGCAAGACCCGGAAGCAAAAGGUUAUGGCGUGGUUGUUGCCGGCGGCCAGGGCAAUCCGAUGA